UUUAAAUCUAAUUAUUUUUUCUAGCAUUAAAUAAGUUCUUACACGUGCAUUUUUAGGACUAUAAAGCUUACAAUGUGUUGCUGCUUCUGUGUUUUCUUACAGACUAAAGACCAAAGUAUGAAUGUCCAGGGGUGCCAGGUUGAAGAGACCAUUCAACCUUCUGUUACCAAAGACCCAGAAGAAAAACAGCGGCGAGACAGCGAGCUUUAUUGUGCGACUCUGGCAGACAAGAACCAGCAGCUGGAGACUCAGAUUGCUGAACUGAAAGAGAGAUACAAACAGGAGAAAAUGAUUUUGAACAACAUUCAAGACUUCCAGAGGAUUAUUCCUUCACUGAAGCAGACAGUUACCAUGGCGAGGAUCAACAGACUGGAAGACCAAUUGAAAGAAAGGGACACCCUUCGAGAAUCAAUGGAAAAUGAACUCAAGGCUAAAAUAAGAGAUCUGGAGGCCAACUAUCAAGAGGCUGCCUUAAAAGUGUGGCAGAAAGAUGAGGAACUGAAGAAGACCACUGCGAGACUGAUGGAAAUGACUGAGAAGUACAACAAGCAGCAGAACUUGUCGGAUGCUGGAGUCCUGCAGGAGCUGAAGGAUGAACAAAAGAAGAGGGAGAAUGCAGAAAAAACCCUGCAGGAGCUGGAAACAGAAGUAAAAAGCCAGGAACAAAAGCUAGCGAGUUUAUUAAAUAAGGUGGAAAAUCUCCAUCAGGCGUUGAAAAGGACAGAAAACUCCCAGCAGGUGUUGAUGAAGGAGCUGGAGAACCACAAGCAGAACAACCAGCAACCUGGAAGAUCUCUGGCCAUUGAGGAGCUGAAGACCACUCAGCUGAAACAGGAUAUCCAGAUGACACCGAUCGGGGAUCUCUUCAAAGAGUGGCGAGACUGCAAGCUUUAUUGUGCGACUCUGGCAGACAAGAACCAGCAGCUGGAGACUCAGCUUGCUGAACUGAAAGAGAGAUACAAACAGGAGUUUAGAAGAAGAAUCAAGGAAGAGCAACAGUGGAGGGAGGAGAUUGAGGUAGAGGUGAGGAAUCUGAGGAUGGAGCUGGAAAAAAAGAAUGAGCUAUUUAUGGUCCAAGCAGAAGCAGAAUCUGAAGCCCAUGAAGACACAGCUUCAGUGCCAACAGAGAAAGAGGAAAUAGCUGAAGCAGAGGUGUCCUAAACCUACAUGGUGAAGAGAUUUUCUGGACAGAUCGAGCUUUUCCAGUUAGCUAAUCACAACUCUGCAACUGCCUUUUUGUUUAAAGCUUGGAAAACAGUCAAUUGAAUCACUUUAUUGAAUUGAUGAUGGUGUGAUAUAUUGACUUCUCUUGUGUAAAUUCAUGUCUAACAUGGUUAUUAGAGACAGUCUUAUAUGAGGGGUCAAAGACAAAUGAACUUGAAAUAAAUUGAAGGUGUGAAAUACUGAACAUGGUAAAAUUGAGUGCCCUGAAAUCCAACAUGUGAUUAAGUUCGCCUCUGAGAAAAUUCGAAUCUGUGAAUUUGGACGCCGCCAGGCCGGGACUGCUGCCGUAUUCCGAUCUACCGGAAGUAACAAAAAUUACACUGUGAACGAGAUGAAUGAUAAAACAGUGUUAAAAAUGGAGGCGCUGAAUGAAAACAGGCCAUGUUAAAUUUGAUAACCUUAUUUCUAACAUUAAUAUUUAUCAUGUUAUCCUUUUAAUGACCUCCAAAUUCACGGAUUCUAAUUUUCAGAGAGGCGAUAUUAAUUACAUGUUGGUUUUUACGGGACUCAAUUUGACCAUGUUCAGUAUUUCACAACUUGAAUCCAUUUCAAGUUAAUUUUUGUUACUUUGACCCUCAUAGUCUAAAUGAUUUUUACACAAAUAUCUUAUAUCUAAAACAAGACAUGUUUCUCUUUUAUAACUUAACUUCAAUAUAAAUAGUUUUCAGUUGUGUUUUAUCCCUGACUUAUAACUACAAAUCUUCCUUUGCACAUAAAAAUGUAAUUCAGAUUCUUUGACACUGUGAAAAUGUAAUACUCCAUAACAAGAUGUUUGAUGUGUUCUUUUAAAACUGUGAUUUAGGUUUAUUUUUUAAGAAAAGAUAGAGGCUUCUUUCUCAGCUGAAUUUAUGGGGGUGACCUGCAGGUCUGGAUCCUGGUCUGUAUAGAAACAGAGGAACAUGCAUAUAAUCUCUUUCAGUAUCUACCGAGGGCUUUGUUGCUUUAUUUCUUUUAAUAUGCUCGAGGCAGGAAGGAUCAGACAGUAACAAACGGUAACACAUGAAACCUGCAGAAGGUUUUUUACAGAUGCUGCUGAUGUAAACAUGUUUUACCUUUCU
Girardinichthys multiradiatus is the source of this 2282-nucleotide messenger RNA. RefSeq names its product myosin-9-like. The record is from RefSeq and is a predicted model, not a curated record. Bases 73 to 1161 code for a protein of 362 amino acids. The transcript is spliced from 11 exons. NCBI's taxonomy places the organism in Eukaryota, Metazoa, Chordata, Actinopteri, Cyprinodontiformes, Goodeidae.